Trametes versicolor FP-101664 SS1 is the source of this 2070-nucleotide messenger RNA. RefSeq lists its product as uncharacterized. The record is from RefSeq and is a predicted model, not a curated record. Bases 1 to 2070 code for a protein of 689 amino acids. Gene Ontology annotation, biological process: protein import into nucleus; ribosomal large subunit biogenesis. Lineage: Eukaryota; Fungi; Basidiomycota; Agaricomycetes; Polyporales; Polyporaceae. The transcript is spliced from 10 exons.
AUGGGCAAGUCACAGAAGAAGCGUUCUAUGCGCAGGCAUAAUCCCAUGCGGGUACCGGACUCGCAUCUCCCUCAGGGCCUCGCGGUUGCAUCUGCUUCGUCCUCGAAGUCCGAAGCAAUCCUACCUAUCGUCCAAAAGCUGGAGAGUGUUGACCCAGCAGAGCGCAAAUGGGCUUGCGUAGCUGUGUCCAAUCUCAUACAGAACGACCCCUCUACCCGGCGAUUGCUCCAGGGCAAGAAUAUCGUCGGCAAAUUGAUCACGCGUCUGUCAGAUAGCGAGGAAGAGGUUGUCGUAGAGGCAGCAGGCUCUCUGCGGAACCUAUGUAUAGACGGCGGAUUUGACAUCUGCGCCGAGAUGUUUAACAAGAACAUUCUCGCACCUCUCAAAACAUUUGUGCCCAAAAUCUCAACUACAUUGUCACAAUUCUUAGCGUCGCCAAAAGAUGCCCCCGAAAAUGCUCAACAACUCGUGUACGAGUUCGCCGACAAUGUGAUUACCAUCCUUUGGUGCCUCUCAGAGACCUCGAACAAGGCCUUGAACUCCAUCAACGAAAUAUCACUCGUGCCGUUCUUGAUGUCCUUCUUGGCCGCCAGGGAGAAGUUGCCGCUGUCGACCGUUGCUUCAGCCGCUCAGUGCCUGUACGUCCUUACGGACGAGAAUCGUCCCAUUAUCGAGGAGGUGCGAACCAACGCGGAGUAUACCGCAUGUCUCCUUUCCAUCGUGAGGCCGGAUGAGGCCGCACCGAAGCCCAACGGCAAGGACAAAGCCACAACGUCUGAUGAGCGCACCACCGCCUUCCGCGUCCUCACUUGUGGAAUUCUAAGGAACAUCUCACCGAUACCGCCCCCUUCUAUCGCUGCGACAGUGGACCUAGACCGGGACGUGGUUUUGCCAACGCUCGAACCGGUGCUGUCGACAGAUUUGCAGGAGGCCGCAGAAGCGGCCCAGCACGCCAUCGACCAGCAGGAGUCAAUACCGCAGCUCGAGAACCUGUCCCUCAAGCACACGCCGAAGUCGGAUCACAAAACACCCUCGGAGCUGGAGCUCGAACGACUGGAGACGCGGCUGCGCACGGUCCAGCUCGCUCUGGAGAUUCUCACCGGCAUGUGUGCGACGCUUCCCGAUCCCGAGGUUUUCAGCGGUGCAUCUAGCGCCGACGGUGCUCACUGUAGACAAUCUUGCCCGCUAGGCGAGGACGACGAGGACAUCGAAGACGCCGGGGACGUCGACAUGGCAGUUGUGGACACCGCGGACGCAGCAGCGUCGCAGCCUCCGUCGUUCUUCACCACGCUCGUCGCGCCGCUCCUGAAGUUCGUGCACCCGACCGCGCUGUCGUUCCCUCCCCUGGGCGCGCCGUCGCCGCACCCGCCCACGACCUCGGCGCUCGGCGCAAUACACGUCAGCGCGCUCGAGUGUUUAAAUAAUAUCUUCCUUUCCAUGGCGACGUCCUCGCGCGGGCAGCCGGCUGGCCUCGGCCUCGACCCCGCCAGCGGCCGCGCGGUGUUCGACGCCGUAUGGGGCGCGCUCCGGCUUGUGGGCACCGAGAUCACCAGCACAGGGCAGGAGCGGCGGCGGGAGAUGUGGGACAUCGGCGUUGGGGUGCUCUGGGGCGUGGGCAACAUGUUCAAGGGCGCACUCACGCCGACGGACGAGCAUGUCCAGGUGCUGAUACAGUUCUGCAACGCCACGUCAGACAUCCAGGUCAAAGUCAAGACGAUCGGGACGCUGGAGUGUCUCGUCCAGCAUCCAGAAUCCGUAGACGCGAACCGAAUGGUUUCCCAAUAUUUCUUGUCGUUGCUACCGCCAAACGCGAGCCCGCCGACGCCCACCGAGCCGCUCCUCCAAGCGGUGUCCGCGCUUAUCGACAUUUACUCGGACGAGGCCCUGCCGUACGACAUUAACUUCCGGCAAGGCCGCUACCUUGAUGCGCUGGUGCAGAGCGUUGAGGGCGUUCGCAAGGCUGUCCGUGGUAUCGAUCGGAAGAAGGAGCGUGAGCUUCGCGUGCGUGGGGAGGAGGUGCGAGAUAAUCUCGUGGCGUUUAUUCAGUAUCGGAGAGCCCUCCGACUCUGA